CUUUCCAUCGAUGCUGGCAUCACUACAAUGACUGGUUACUGCGACAUCGACUCUAUGCUCACUGCUGCCUACCACAACACUAGCGCUUCUCAACCUAAGCGCUUCAGUGCCUUUUCUCAAUCAUCCUCUCCUCGCGGCUCCACAUCAAACCAACAAACUCCUCAACAAGAAGAAGCUUCAUCAGUAGAAGCACCUGCUUCACCAGCACUUGGCCGUCCUCGUGGCCGCGUACCUCACACGGCCGUCGAGCAACGCUACCGCGCAAACCUGAACGACAACUUCACACGUCUGCGCAACGCAGUACCUGAGAUUGCCACUCUGCAACCCGCAAGAAGCGGACAACCUCCCAAGCCAUCAAAAGCUGAGGUCCUCGCUGCCGCUGCCGAAUACAUCAGGCAACUCGAAGAGGAGAAUGAGAUGCUCAGAGAGAGCAUGAUG
This is a messenger RNA of Aureobasidium pullulans EXF-150, 438 nucleotides long. RefSeq lists its product as uncharacterized. The annotation marks the transcript as partial. The record is from RefSeq and is a predicted model, not a curated record. The transcript has a single exon. Lineage: Eukaryota; Fungi; Ascomycota; Dothideomycetes; Dothideales; Saccotheciaceae. Gene Ontology annotation, molecular function: protein dimerization activity.